AUGCAGCGCUCAGCAUUUUUCAUACUUUCGUUUCUGAGCGUCUUUGCCCUCUCCUGGCCCUACAGCGAGUCCCUCGCUGAUUAUAACCUGAACGAUAAUAAAGACGCUGACGGCCCUAUCGAUUACUGGGGAGUAUGGCCGGACCAUAAAUAUCAUCCGUCGCCAGAUAACUGGCGACUCCCUACAUAUACAAUCUUUUUGGACCGUAUCUCCAACGGCGAUCCCACCAACGAUGAUAUCAACGGGACCACCUUUGAGCAUGUGCUCAACUCUAAUCAGAUGCGCCACGGUGGUGAUCUGGAAGGCUUGAUAGAUACACUGGACUAUAUCCAGGGCAUGGGCUUCAAGGUCAUCUAUUUCGCCGGGACGUAUUUAAUGAACCUGCCCUGGGCCUACGAUGGGUACUCGCCAGUCGAUACCACUCUGCUCGACAUGCAUUUAGGCACACUGGAGGAUUGGAGGCGGACGAUCACCGAGAUUCACGAUCGAGGCAUACUGAGCAACCUGAUCGGGUUCAAAGGUCACCUGAAUGAUUCCGCCGAUUUCCGUGCACAAGAAUACCAAGUCGAAUGGGUCACAGACAGAAAAUACGCCGAUUUCCAAUUCGGUAACGAGUACAACGAAACAUGCAACUAUCCUCGUUUCUGGACCGAGGAUGGUUACCCGUUAAAAACCGGCGGGAUUGAAGACUUGAAGGGUUGCUAUGACAGUGAUUUCGAUCAGUACGGAGAGUUGGAGGCGUUUGGGAACUUCCCCGACUGGCAACGCCAACUCACGAAGUUUGCCUCAGUGCAGGAUCGCUUGCGUGAAUGGCACAAACCGGUUCGCGAUGUCCUCACUCGACACACCUGCCUGCAAAUAGCAAGUCUCGAUGUUGAUGGUUUCCGAUUUGAUAAGAGUGUUCAAUCGACACUUGAGCCCCUAAGUGAGAUGCUCCCUGUUUACCGUGAAUGUGCGAAGAAAUACGGCAAGAACAAUUUCUUCCUGCCCGGCGAGAUUACAUCUGGAGAUACCUUUGGUAGUCUCUACCUCGGCCGUGGUCGUCAGCCGAAUCAACGUCCGGAGUCGGCAGGCGCUGGUGUCAAGUUGACAAACAGCUCGGAUUCGUAUUUCCUAAGAGAGGACGGCUUGCAAGCAUUAGAUUCCUCCGCAUUCCACUACACAAUCUAUCGGUCGAUGACCCGUUUCCUGGGAAUAGACGGUAACUUGGCCGCCGGUUUCGAUUUGCCUACGGAUUUCAUUGAAGCCUGGAAUGAGAUGCUCAUCACGAAUGACUUUUUGAACGCAUUCACGGGAGAGCUGGAUCCCAGGCAUAUGUAUGGUGUUUCGAACCAGGAUAACUUCCGCUGGCCGGCGCUCCAGAAUGGCACAGACAAGUACCUCCUGGGUCUUUACAUCAUCUCGCUGGAGCUUCCAGGAAUUCCUCUCAUCCUUUGGGGCGAAGAGCAGGCCAUGUACGUAUUCGAUGCCACUGCAUCGAACUACAUGUUUGGCCGGCAGCCCAUGACCUACCAGACUGCCUGGUGGACAAAUGGUUGCUUCAACCUGAACACGUCUAAGUUCUAUGAUUUCCCGAUUGAAAAGGGACGAGAUGGCUGUCAUGAUAUCACCAUCACCUAUGACCAGCGCAAUCCGGCCCAUCCACUUCGAAACAUCAUGAAGCGAAUGUUCGAAAUUAGAGAGCACUACCCAGUCGCUCAGGAUGGUUUGUAUCUUAAGACAGUCGCCCAGCUCACCAAAGAUAUCUAUCUCCCUGGUUCAUCGACCACCCCUACGGUCACUGGCCUGUGGUCUGUCUUGCGAAGCUAUUUCCCUGGCGUUCAAAAGGAGGCAAUCCAGGGUAACGAGACCUUGUGGCUUGUGUACCAGAACGGAAACAAAACACAGACCUAUGGUGGCUCCUGCAGCGACAAAGAUACUGCGCUGUUGGCUCCAUUUGACUCGGGGACAAAAGUGAAGAAUUUGUUCUAUCCUUACGAUGAGGCCACUGUGGAAGAUGGUCCUGACAGCUCCUACGGAUGCGUCCGGAAAAUGAAGUUGCUUCCUUGGGAAUAUCGGGCUUAUGUGAAGACUGACAAGUUCGUUGAACCUGGUCCUACCGUCACAUCUUUCCUCCCUGGGCAUGAUGCACGCUUGCUGUCUCCGGAAGACUCGGGCGAAGAUGUUCCAAUUCAGCUUGGAUAUUCCAAGGAGAUGAAUUGUGAAAGUAUCACCAAAUCAAUUGUUCUCGAUUCGAAGACGCAAAAAGGGGUCAACGCUUCUCUCGAUACAUCCAGUGUCCACUGCACAAACAUCACUGCCCGGACGACGGAUAACAACUUUGUCGGAGAAAUCCCGACUACUUGGACAUGGUCUGCAACUUUGAACAAUGUUCAUCACGGAAUCCACCAACUGACUGUCAAAAAUGUUUCUUCGUCGGGUGUCUAUACCAAUUCGACCGACAAGUUUUUGAUUCGCGUUGGUGCCCACGACAACCCCUUGAUCUCGCCGCUUUUCAAUUACUCUUCCAGUCUGGUGCACAAAUCCGAGGACAGUCUCUACCUUACCCACAAUGCGGCUGGCGCGGACAAGUACCGAUACUCGUCUGAUUUCGGCCGGAGUUGGUCCAACUGGACGACUUAUUCAGGUGGAAACACGGAUAUCGACAUCCCGGCUUGGACUGGUAGGCAAAAAUGGGAGGGCACUCAUAUCCGCGUACAGUACUUCUCGAAGCUCACUGGAAGUAGCGACUACGUCCAGGAGGGUGAUUAUAAUUGGGAGAAAGGUACCUCGCGAAGAUUCCCUCACAUGUGGUUUAACGGCCCAUACAACCAGUACGGUUACGAUGCAGGACUGGAUAGUGAAGUGACCCUCGACCCCAAAACCUCUCGCUGGAAUUAUGACUUUGUCUACGAAUGGCCAGCAGUGGGACAAUUGAAUGUCUGGGGUGUGGGCAGUAAUGGCAUUCCGGAUACUACAGAAGUCUAUGGCGAUGUUAGCAACUCCUCUGUGGUUCAAAAGCUUCCUCCAUCCUAUCUCUCGUCCAAUGUGAUCAACAUCACUAAACUGCCACCGUUCCCGCACCUUGGAUGGACCAUUUCUCUCGACGAUGGAAACUUGAGCUAUGAGUUAAUUCCCAUCGGAUCCGGAUGGGCUCAGCUUGUUCUCUACAUUCUUCUUUGGGUUGUUCCCAUCCUCAUGGGUGCAGCUGGUGUCUACAUUUUCAUCUGCACUUUCUACCGUGUCAAGCUCAACAAAGAUGGCAAUGCCAUUAAAAAUGAUAAGAUGCCUUUCCUGUUUUACCGCCGUCUCAAAGAAAGACUUGGUGGAGAAAAUGAAUCACAGGACAACCUUUCGGAAAACGCUAUGCCGACAGAUCUCACUGUGGCCGGAGCGGCCGGAGCGGCCGACCAAAAGCGCACCGUAUUGAUCGCCACUAUGGAGUAUGACAUCUCAGACUGGAAGAUCAAAGUCAAGAUUGGCGGUCUGGGGGUCAUGGCACAGCUGAUGUCCCAGAACCUGAAGCACCAGAAUCUCAUCUGGGUGGUACCAUGUGUUGGUGAUAUCGAAUACCCCGGAGACACGCCAACUGAAGACUUUGUGGUGACGAUCCUGGACAAUCCCUACCUGGUUAAAGUGCAAUAUCACGUCGUGGAUAAUAUCACCUAUGUUCUCCUUGAUGCUCCGGUCUUCCGACAGCAAACCAAGGCAGAACCAUAUCCACCCCGCAUGGAUGACCUCGACAGUGCAAUCUACUACUCGGCCUGGAAUCAGUGUAUUGCGGAGGCAAUCAAGCGAAAUCCCUCCAUUGAUCUUUACCACAUCAACGACUUCCAUGGCUGUCUGGCACCGCUUUACCUGUUGCCGACACGAACUAUCCCAGUCUGCCUGUCCCUCCACAAUGCCGAAUUCCAGGGUCUCUGGGCACUGAGAACCCAGCAAGAGAAGAAGGAGGUCUGUUCAGUUUUCAAUCUUCCAGUUGAAACAGCAACAAAGUACUGUCAAUUUGGCAACGUGUUUAACCUGCUCCACACCGGCGCCAGUUAUUUGCGAUUCCACCAGCGCGGCUUCGGUGCAGUGGGUGUUUCCGAGAAGUACGGAAAGCGCUCAUGGGCCCGUUAUCCAAUUUUCUGGAGUCUGGGCAAGAUUGGCAGCCUUCCCAACCCAGAUCCCUCCGACACAGCCGCCUUGGAGAAGAACCCAGACGCGGAAGUUGCGGUUCAGUCUCACGACGAAUCCGUCAAUGACAAGCUGCAGGCACAGAAAUGGGCUGGUUUGAAGGAGGACCCCGAUGCUGACUUGCUGGUAUUUGUGGGACGAUGGUCGAAACAAAAGGGUGUCGACUUGAUUGCGGAUGUUAUGCCGGCAGUCCUGUCUGCCAGACCCCAGGUGCAAUUGAUCUGUAUUGGACCCAUCAUUGACCUUUAUGGCAAGCUGGCUGCUAUCAAGUUGGAGCGCAUUAUGGAAAUGUUCCCUGGCCGUGUGUUCUCUAGGCCAGAGUUUACGAUCCUUCCCCCCUUCGUGUUUUCCGGUGCCGACUUCGCCUUGAUCCCAUCUCGAGAUGAACCAUUCGGGUUGAUUGCAGUUGAGUUCGGCCGCAAAGGCGCGCUCGGUAUUGGCUCUCGCAUCGGAGGUCUAGGCCAGAUGCCUGGUUGGUGGUACACCGUGGAAUCUGAUUCGGCUCGCCAUCUCAUGCACCAAUUGAGGAUCGCCAUCAAGUCCGCUUUGGACUCAUCAGUAGAGACUAGAGCGGAAAUGCGUGCAAACUCUGCCAAGCAGCGAUUCCCCGUUCUCGAGUGGGUUCAGAAGCUCGAAGCAUUGCAACGGACCUCAAUCCAAAUCCAUCACGGAAAGAACCAGCAAACGGUGACAGGCCCACAACCAGAGACCCAGAGUGAAUGGGACAUGCAGGGCUUGCGAUAUUCAACCAUGAUGGGCCCAAUGUCACACCAGUCAGGAACGGAUACGCCACCAGUCAGAACAUCGGAGCCCGUUCAGCCCUCUCUUCUUGAGCUCCAGGCGGCCGAGGCUCAAGAAAUGCAAGCAGCCGACAACAACAGAAGCAGCACGCUGGGUCGUCAGCUCUCACUCGGUCGACGUGCUGGACCCGGACAGGACAGGAAGCGUCUCAUCAAGAAUUCUCUACGCGAGAGCCAGAUGCUAGAACAGCCGGUCGACGGCGAUACCACCGAUGCCGAGGAAGACGGUGCUGCUACGUCGCAAGAGAACCACAUCUCUCAUGAGGAGGCUAUGGCAGCGGUCAAUUCCAGUCUCAUAUCUCAAAAUCUCAGCCCUACCCAUAGGAAUUUCAGCCGUCAGUCUCGCGGCGAGUCUACCGUAUCAACCGACCCCUCCCGCUUCGUGUCCCGCGACUCUUCUCCAGUCAGAUCACCCGAUCCCGCCUAUGACCCCAGUUUUGGAAGAGCCGCUCCCUGGGCUCACAGUCGCAAUGUAUCUGUUCUCUCCUUGCCUUCUGUCGUCGCCGAUCAUGAUCAGCCCGUUUUCCACCUGCAAAAGGUCGACCCGACCUUUACAGACAGCAUGGGGCAUUUCACGCGACGUUUCGAGCAGCUUCUCACCAACCUCAACAAGAAAAAUUCGAGCACAGAUUACUGUAUCGAAGUUUACCUGAUGAAGAGUGAGCGCAAGUUCUUCAACAUGUACACCGACGCACAAUUGAAAAAGCACCCGAAGGAGCGUCCCAUGACUGGAGCCGGCUUGGACCACGCUGUCGAAAUGACACCCUACAACCGCGUCACAGACGCCUCCGAAGAUUCGGAAUCAAAUGGCACAGAUGAAAUCGAUCAGUGGCUCGCUCGUCUGGGCUACAAGAGACCCAUGGCUAUCCAGAGAUUCAUGAGAUGGCGCGUCGGAAAUUGGCCUGUCUACUCCCUGUUCUUGGGUCUCGGACAGAUCAUCGCAACGAACUCGGCACAGAUCACCCUGUUGACUGGCCAAGUGGGCGAGACCGCAACCAAGCUCUACAUUAUCGCGGCAAUUUACUGCGUCUCUUCUAUCGUUUGGUGGUUCCUCUUUUUCCGCUUCCCGUCGGUGACAGUUCUCACCGUCCCAUGGUUCAUUUACUCCAUUGCGUUCAUCAUCAUCGGUGUGUCGCCGUUUGGUCUUACGUCUCUCGGUCGAGAAUGGGCACAGAAUGUUGCCGCGGGUGUCUAUGCCGCUGCAUCUUCGAGCGGUUCCUUGUUCUUUGCCCUUAACUUUGGUGAUCAAGGUGCAGUCCCUGUGAAAGAUUGGAUGUUCCGCGCCAGUCUCAUCCAGGGUAUCUCGCAACUUUACACCGUGGCUUUGUGGUACUGGAGCUCUAGGGUCACUGCGGUGCAAGUCGGGGGUGUUUCUACACUUGCUUUGAGCUCGUGGAGAGUCGCAGCUGUGGUCAUGCCUAUUGCCCUUGUGUGCUUCAUUAUCGGUGUGCUUCUUGCUCUGGGCUUGCCCAAGUACUAUCGUCAAGCUCCCGGCAAGAUCCUCUUCUUCUACACUUCCCUCUUCCGUCGACGCAUUGUUCUCUGGUUCUUCUUCAUGGUCAUUGUCCAGAACUGGUUCCUCGCCGCGGCGACCGGUCGUAAUUGGUCAUUCCUCUGGUCCUCCCAACACACCAAGACAUGGGAGGUCGUGGUCAUAGUGGUAGCAUUUUUCAUCGUUCUCUGGAUCGCUCUGAUGUUCUUGUUCAAAAUCUUGUCCAAGGAGCAUAGUUGGAUUUUACCCGUCUUCGGUCUCAGUAUUGGUGCACCUCGGUGGGCGCAAACGUGGUGGGGAACAUCUGAUAUUGGCUACUACCUCCCAUGGGCUGGAAGUCUGACAUCUGGUGCCAUCGCGUCCCGAUGUCUCUGGCUCUGGCUUGGCGUUCUCGAUGAGAUCCAGCAAGUCGGUUUGGGAAUGAUUCUUCUACAGACUUUGACAAGAGUGCACGUCUGCUUUGUCCUAUUGGCCGCUCAGUCCAUUGGAUCUAUUGCCACAAUCUGUGCUCGUGGAUUCGCGCCCAACAACAUCGGACCGGCAGGCAUUUCUCCAGCUGUGGGCACAGGGUUGGAUAAACUCGGUAAUGCGUGGUUCUGGGUUGCCCUCUUCUUCCAGCUUCUGGCUAGCUUUGGUUUCCUUCUGUUCUAUCGCCGCGAGCAAUUGAAUCGGCCCUAAGUCAUGAGUCAAAUCUUAGCAUAAUAGGCUGAGCACAUUUUGUAUAAUAAUCAAUCUUUAGAAUGCCUUUUUGGAGAACCUGGGUGGCCGUUUGUUGCAAUAGGUGUAUAUGUAUGAUAUGCGGACAGUCUCGCUAGUGAAAAGAACAAUUAUACCAAGUAGUAAUCU
Aspergillus glaucus CBS 516.65 is the source of this 7296-nucleotide messenger RNA. It is a transcript of the gene ags3, whose product is annotated as alpha-1,3-glucan synthase Ags3. Gene Ontology annotation, biological process: fungal-type cell wall (1->3)-alpha-glucan biosynthetic process. The transcript has 4 exons. NCBI's taxonomy places the organism in Eukaryota, Fungi, Ascomycota, Eurotiomycetes, Eurotiales, Aspergillaceae. The record is from RefSeq and is a predicted model, not a curated record. Bases 1 to 7128 code for a protein of 2375 amino acids. Gene Ontology annotation, molecular function: alpha-1,3-glucan synthase activity. Gene Ontology annotation, cellular component: fungal-type cell wall.